Messenger RNA from Notodromas monacha, 2929 nucleotides. The record is from the annotation of a GenBank genome assembly. NCBI's taxonomy places the organism in Eukaryota, Metazoa, Arthropoda, Ostracoda, Podocopida, Cyprididae.
GUUUUUUUUUUUUUUUUGAAGCUCUAUUUUUUUGAAUAGAAAAAAGUUUUACAAAAUCUCGGGCGAAACGAUGACGCGGUUAAGAUCACGAGACGCGUCAGCAGCAGUCGGCGUCGCGUCGUUGUCGUUGGUGUCAGCAAUGUCCGUGUUGCUCCUAGCGACAUCUGUGUCAUCCCAGCAGCAGCAACAACAACAAUACGCGUCGUUACAUUCCACGGAGCAGUUUUCUUUCGAAGCCGCCCUGGACGAAAUCCAGAGACGACCGUCAUCAUCAUCGCCAUCGGGAAUUGCUGUCGGAGACGUCACCAGCAGCGAGGAAUUGGCUCUUCUUCAUCGCCACGAGAAUGAGGCACCCAGCAGCAGCAGAACCCGUGCUGCUGCUGUCGCCGGGUUGCAGGACCCCAGGGCGUACGCGUACCAGACGAGACCCGGGACCAGCAGGUUGCAGGCGCGAAAGGUCGGGGCCAGCAGCAGCAGACGGAGACAACCCGUGUCCGUGAGCGAGGUCCAUGAAAGGAGGAACCUUCACGUCGGACCGCAAUAUUAUUAUCCCAACCCUCCUGAACUUGCAAAUUCUUUCCCGCCAGCAUCAGCAAACCCGUACGAAUCAUUUUUCAAAGCCUCUGGAAGACCUUCGUCUCCUGAUGCCUGGGCUUCGUCUGAAAUCGACUUCUCACCUUUCGACCAGAACUCUGGAUCAGCUCUGGGUUACACUAUUGCGUGUACGGAUUUCCAUGGACGACAAGGCAGAUGCCUGCCAUUCUCCCAAUGCACCAGGUUCUCCAAGGAAAUUGGCACAUCUUCCGGCGAAGGUGCUUGUGACCUCGGCGAAGAGACCGUCGGUGUCUGUUGCCCAGUUGUCGACUACGAAUCCAAAAACCGAGGUCAAGAAGUGUUGCUGCAGACAAUUGACUUCAGCAAGGCCUCAGCCCCGGGUUUGUCUCAAUACGACGUGGACGAGGCGUGUUACUCGGGACUGGCAGUGUCUGACAAUUGGUCCUCAACUGAGAACAGGUUGUUGCAGGAGAAUGCCCAGUUGACACCAUUGACACCUGCUUACUAUCACCACGGCCUGGUUAGGGUUCUCACGCAAGCAGCAGUCAACAAUUCGAGGUCUGCCAUCGCCGGAAUGGCCACCACGUUGCGACUCAUCAAAGAAAAGAACCUGAACCCUGUGGAAAGUGGGUUCGCUUUGAAAGGCUAUACCUUGGAGGAAACCAUACUAGCACCGAAAUGUCCCUUGCCCCCGAGAUGCCGGAGAGAGUCCGAGUUUUACAGAACGAUUGAUGGGAGCUGCAACAACCCCGAGAACCCGACCUGGGGUCAAGCCAAAACCGGGACCCAACGUCUUCUGCCCCCUACAUACGAGGACGGAGUUUUUGCUCCAAGGAGUUUGUCAGUCACUGGUGAGCCUUUGCCCUCGCCCAGGGCUCUGAGUGCGUCCAUCGUCGGAGAUAUUGAUAGACCGCACCCAAUUUUCACGAACCUCGUUUCCGACUGGGGUCAAUUCAUUGACCACGACUUUGCCCGCGCCGGGAUGUUCAAGCUGGAUGCCAUGAAUAACACUGCUAUCAGAUGUUGCAACGAAGGUCAGUUCAUUGAUCCUUCGCCUCACCCGGCCUGUUUGCCGAUCGAAAUCCCGGACGACGAUCCGUUCUAUUCCCGAUUUGACCAAGUAUGCAUGGAAUUCGUUCGGUCUCUGCCAGCCUUCGAUUGUCGUCUCGGUUACGUCGACCAGAUGAACCAAGUGACGCAUUGGAUAGAUGCAUCUACGGUAUACGGAUCCGAGGAUGACGUGGCAGCAAAUUUACGACUGUUCAGCAACGGGCAAUUGGAAGUGCUGACCACUUUGGUAGCGAGGCCUUUGUUGCCCUUGCAGGACGCUGAUGGAGGUGGUUGCACGAAUGUUACUCAGAACCGACGUUGUUUUGAUGCUGGUGACAACCGAGUGAACCAGAACGUGAUGUUGGUGUUGUUCCACACGGUCCUGGUGCGAGAACACAACCGAGUUGCAGCGGAAUUGCAGACCAUCAACCCGCAAUGGAACGACGAGCUGUUGUUCCAGGAAGCCCGACGAAUCGUCAUCGGACAAGUGCAGCACAUCACGUACAACGAAUGGCUCAGGUUGUUGUUGGGUGAGAGGGCCUACGAGGCCUUUGGUCUGAACCCGCUGGAACAAGGGUUCUCCACCGACUACGACCCGAGCUUCAAUCCGUCCAUCAUGAACGAGUUCUCCACUGCUGGCUACAGACUGCAUUCCUUGCCCUCGGGCAACCUCAGACCUCUGGAACGCGGACAGAAGAGAAGCACUGGUCCAGGAUUAUUGUUGAGAGACCUUUUCUUCGAUCCCGUGAUCGCCUUUUCUCCAACUGACUCGGAAAACUUCAUCCGAGGUCUUGCAACUCAACCCGUGCAGCUGAUGGAUAAUCUGAUGUCCUUGACGAACCACUUGUUCGAGGGGAAUAACCCGUUCGGCCUUGACCUGGCAUCUCUGAACAUCCAGCGAGGUCGUGACCACGGGCUGCCGACCUAUAACUCCAUGCGUGAAGCCUGCGGGUUGCCGAGGGCCCGUAAUUUCAAGGACCUUGCAGACGUCAUUCCUGCUAAGGUUUUGGAUAAGAUGGAGAGGGUUUAUGCUCAUGUGGAUGACGUGGAUCUCUUUUUGGCUGGAAUUUCCGAACGACCUAUUGACCCUGACUCGUUUUUGGGUCCGACUUUCGCGUGCCUCGUGGCGGAUCAAUUCGCAAAGCUGAAACGAGGAGAUCGAUUCUUCUAUGAAUUUUCUGGCCAUCCUGCAGCAUUCACCAAAUCACAACUGGCUGAAAUCAGGAAGGCGAGUAUGGCGAGAUUAUUUUGCGACAACACCGAUGUCGGAGAAAUGCAGCCACUUGUGUUCAUUCAACCUUCAAGACUGAAUGCGAGGGAUUGA